Messenger RNA from Solanum dulcamara, 1242 nucleotides. Its product is annotated as probable purine permease 4. Gene Ontology annotation, cellular component: membrane. Gene Ontology annotation, molecular function: purine nucleoside transmembrane transporter activity. The transcript has a single exon. Lineage: Eukaryota; Viridiplantae; Streptophyta; Magnoliopsida; Solanales; Solanaceae. The record is from RefSeq and is a predicted model, not a curated record. Bases 1 to 1242 code for a protein of 413 amino acids.
AUGGAGUUUUUAUCUCAACAUCCACAGCAAGAACAUGAUGAUCAGUCAGGAAACUUAAGAGAGUUGAUGAUCAUUGACACCAAAAAAAGUGGUGAAAUAAUCGAAAUCCAAAUGCAUCAUGACCAUCAAGAAGAAACAAACAUGACUAGUAGUGCAACCACUAAAAAUUGUUACAUGUUUCUUCUAGGAAUUAACUAUAUGUUACUUUUUGUUGGUUCGAUUUCAUCGUCCUUACUCUCAAAAUUCUAUUUCAAUCACAAAGGUGAUAGUCGAUGGGUUUCUACUUGGGUCCAAUCUUCUGGAUUCCCUCUUCUCCUUUUUCCAAUUUAUUUACCUUUCUAUGUUUUUAAAUCAACUCAUAGAAAACCAUUUACAAAUUUCACUCCUAAAAUCUGGUUUCUUUCUAUUUUAAUUGGUCUCUUCUUAGGUCUCAACAACCUUUUAUUUUCUUGGGGCAAUUCUUAUCUCCCCGUAUCGACUAAUUCUCUUGUUUUAUCGUCACAGUUAGUGUUCACUCUCAUCACUUCUGUCAUUAUUGUCAAACAAAAAAUUACAUACACAAAUCUCAAUUGUGUUAUUUUACUAACCCUUAGUUCUGUUCUAUUGGCCUUAGGUUCGAAUCAUGACAAACCAGAGGGUUUGACGAAAACAAAGUAUUUUAUAGGAUUUUUCUCCACGAUUGGUGCUGGAUUGUUAUUUGCUCUUUAUCUCCCAUUAAUGGAAAAAAUAUAUAAAAUAGUUUCUUGCUAUUCUAUGGUUGUGGAAAUGCAAAUGGUGAUGGAAUUAGCAGCUACAAUUUUGGCAACAUUGGGAAUGAUAAUAGAUGGUGGAUUUUUGGACAUGAAAAAAGAAGCCAAAAGUGUGUUUGAUUUAGGUGAAAAAGCUUAUUGGUUAACGGUGAUAUUUAACGUGGUGACAUGGCAGUUUUGUUUUAUGGGUACAGCUGGGAUGGUGUUCAUGACAAGUUCAUUGACCGGUGGAGUUUGCAUGACUGCGUUAAUGGCCGCUAAUGUUUUGGGUGGAGUUAUAGUGUUUGGGGAUAAUUUUGGUGGAAUUAAAAUAGUUUCGACCUUGUUAUGUGUUUGGGGAUUUUCUUCCUAUUUGUAUGGAAUGUAUAUGAAAAGGAAGGAGGAGGAGGAGGAGGAGAAAAAGAAAGACGAUUCUUUAGAGAAAUUAAUUAAUAAUGAUAAAGAGGAUGAUCAAUCAGAGGAAAUAACAGAGAUUGUAACGCACAAUACAUGA